Microthlaspi erraticum is the source of this 444-nucleotide messenger RNA. Lineage: Eukaryota; Viridiplantae; Streptophyta; Magnoliopsida; Brassicales; Brassicaceae. The record is from the annotation of a GenBank genome assembly.
AUGGGGCAGGCUCUUCUCCCAUUGGUGAGCCUUGUCAGCAAGAGACAUAGGGAAGAGUCUCAGCUUGAUGGCAUUGAUGUACUUGCAUUUUACAUGGUCUUUUGGAGCACUUUGGAGCAUUUGGGACGUGAGGAGCAAGGAAGGACUUGGUGCAUGGACGCAGCUCAGCCACACACACAAAGGACGAAGGAGGAAGUCAUCUUGAAGUCUUUUGGAGCAUUCUGGAGCAUAUGGGACAAGGAGCAUGGAGGGACUUGGCACAUGGACGCAGCUCAACUGGAUACGCAAAGGAAGAAGGGAGAAGCCAUCUUGAAGACCAGCUCGACCGUCUACUCGACCAACCGGUCGAGUUCCUCAACUCGACCGGCCAAGCUUCAACUCGAUCGAGCUGAGAAGUCAAAGUCAAACCCGAAAAAUGUUGCUUCCCCCUUGACUUUCCUUUGA